GCCGAACGGUGCACGCGCCUGGACGUGGAGAUCUACAACGCCGCCAUCAGCGCCUAUGGCAAGGCCCUUGCCUGGCAGAGGGCCCUGGGCCUGGUUGACCGCAUCCACGCCUCCAGCCUCACAGCAGACGCAGUGACCUAUCGCUCGGCGAUGUUCGUCUGUGGCCGUGCUGGGCGCUGGGAGGCGACUCUCCAGCUUCUCCACCAAGCCGAAAAAGGCGGCAAAGCCGCGGCCUCGGGAGCUUUUGCGGCGGCCAUGGAGGCCUGCGUCUCGGCCGGACGCUGGGAGGUGGCUUUGGUGCUGUCCGACACCAUGGAGCAGCGGCAGCUGCGCAGCAACGACGCGACACGAGCCGUCUUAGUGCGAGCCUGUGCCUUGGGUGGUUUCUGGCAGCAGGGGCUGUCUGUGCUUGCUGAAGUCGGGACGGAGGGGCGAGUUGCGGCCACCAAUGCCGCGAUUGUGGCGUGUGGCCGGGCGGGGCAGUGGAGCCAUUCGCUGGCGCUGCUUUCCGAGCUGCAGCAGGCGCGUUUCGUGGGCAUUGACACCUACACCGCCGUGCUCAGCGCCUGUGGAACCAGCAGCCAGUGGCAGGAGGCUGCUCUGGUCUUCGAAGAUCUGGAGCAAACAGGCCUGCCGCUAGACCUGGCCGCCCGCACGGCUGCGGCCGCGGCGUGCGAGACCUCGGAGUUUUGGGCUCGGGCCAUGGGGCUUCUGGAGGAGCUGCAGGGUGAGGACCUGCAGGCCGACGUGCUCGCCUACAACGUGGCCAUCCGCGCAGCAGCAGGUGGCGAUCUUUGGCAGGUGGCCCUCUCCUUGCUAGUGUCGGUGGAGAAAGACUUGCGCAGCAGCGUGAUCACCUACAAUUCGGCCAUGAGAUCCUGCGUGUCAAGCGGCCAGUGGCAAGUCGCUCUUCUACUCCUUGCCAGGUGCCUGAGCCGUGCGCUGCCGGCGGAUGCCGUGACUUAUGGCGUCGCCAUGAGCGCCUGCGAGAAGGGUGGGCAGUGGUCUCGCGCGCUCGGCCUGUUCUGGGACCUGGAGAAGGCAAGCCUGGCCGUGGAUGCCAAGACUUGCAGCACAGCCAUGGCUGCUUGCACGAAUGGUGGACAGUGGCAAAGCACCCUGGAACUUUUGGCUUCCAUGGAAGGGCAGUCUCUAAAGAAAGGCGUCGUUUCUUACACAGCUGCCAUCAACGCCUGUGGCAUGGCUGGGCUCUGGGAGGAGGCCCUCCAAUAUUUGCGAGAAAUGGGCUCCAGGAAGAUCUCCGGCAACUUGAUCUGCUACUCCGCCGCUGCCGCCGCCUGUGAGCAGCGAGGGCGCUGGCAGCAUGUCCUUAAGCUGCUUCAGGAGGUGAAUCUCCAGCGUUGGGAGCCUGAUGCUGCUCUCUACAACUUGGCCAUCAGCGCCUGCGAGCAGGGGUCCAAGUGGCAGUAUUCCCUACUUUUCUUUGGCGAGUUGGAGAAGCAUGCAAGCAGCGGCGCCAGCGUCAGCAGGAUGCCGCCAACGACAACCGCCUGUGUUGCGCUGCCGCGCGAGCGGCCAAGCUGA
Symbiodinium necroappetens is the source of this 1545-nucleotide messenger RNA. Lineage: Eukaryota; Dinophyceae; Suessiales; Symbiodiniaceae. The record is from the annotation of a GenBank genome assembly.